AAUAUCGAGAAACGAGAACAAAAAAUACAUUCUCGUGUUGAAAUACCAACAACGAAUAUAUCGCAGACCUGGCUGGGUCUUUCUGUUCAACAAGUCGCAGUGCAAAUGAUUAAUGACAAGUUAAAUGAUUUUCAAUAUAAACUAUCUUCGUUGAAAAGAAAUAAUAAGGAAGCAAAUACUGCAUGUGAUAGAAUAAAAAAACAGCGUAAUCAAAAAGAUUCCACAUUUGAACUUUUAACAAAGGAAAGUCUAAAUACAGAUGAGGAUUUGAUUAUCGGAAACUUUAAAGUUUUAGAAUCGCUAUUGAAUUGGAAAUUGAAAAAUAAUCUAUUUCGUAACGAUUUCGCAUAUUAUGACAUAUUAGAUCUCACUCCAGGCACAAAUAGUGAUUUUGUUAAAAGCUAUUUGUCACCAGAA
This is a messenger RNA of Dentiscutata erythropus, 417 nucleotides long. NCBI's taxonomy places the organism in Eukaryota, Fungi, Glomeromycota, Glomeromycetes, Diversisporales, Gigasporaceae. The record is from the annotation of a GenBank genome assembly.